UAGGCGCUUGCCCCUCACGUUUAGACUUCCAAGUCCUUCUUUCUUGCCCAACAUGUCUCAGUCCCAUUCACUAAGUAUAUCCAAAAAUCUUCUGAAAAUGAAUUUUAUGAAAAGAAGUCUUAUAACAAACGAGAAAAACAAUGCAAUUAACAGUAGCAAGGAAGGUUUUGACCCGCAGGAUGGGGGUUUUUCUCUACCUCCUUCUGUGAAAAUCAAAUUGGACCUAACAGCCAAAGCAUUGAAACGCGGAAAUCUUGUUUGUAAUGCACCUAGUCUAUUCAAGUUAUCAUCAGUACCCCCUGGCUUUCGGGAAAGUUAUUCUGGCUUCAACAAAAGUUUCGAAGAGCUUCAAAAGGGUACUGAUUUACCAAUGGAGAUGGGAGAUAGUUCUUUCUCAUGUGAUAGCUCUUCGCGAACAGUGGAAACGAACAGGAACUUAAAGAGACGUCGUGCAGUUCCCGGAGGCAACCCAGUAAAGCAUGCGAAAAUAUUUUAG
Molecule: messenger RNA, 496 nt
Organism: Protopolystoma xenopodis
Lineage: Eukaryota; Metazoa; Platyhelminthes; Monogenea; Polystomatidea; Polystomatidae
Source: the annotation of a GenBank genome assembly